AUGGAGGUGACCCAUUUGAUCCGUGAACGCACCAUAGCCGAGAACAGUUUGGUGAUUCUCUUGCAAGGUCUGCAUGGCGAGGUGAUUACCAUUGACCUGAGAGAUGAGAGCACGGCGAGGGGAUGUGUUAUUAAUGCGGACGCUUUCAUGAACAUCCACUUGGAGGACGUUCUUUACAAGGACCGGUGUGGACGCAUGUCCAGUAUGGAUGAUCUGUUUAUCACGGGCAGAAAUGUCCGCUACAUCCACAUUCCAGAUCAUAGGAAUAUUAUAGAGACAAUACAGACCCAGCUCGCCAAAAUACACCGUGUUCGCAACUUUGGAGCAGGUGGUGGACAGAAAGAAUAUUCAAAGAAAAAAUAG
Molecule: messenger RNA, 363 nt
Organism: Myxocyprinus asiaticus (Chinese sucker)
Lineage: Eukaryota; Metazoa; Chordata; Actinopteri; Cypriniformes; Catostomidae
Product: U7 snRNA-associated Sm-like protein LSm10
Exons: 1
Coding region: 1-363 (120 amino acids)
Biological process (GO): mRNA 3'-end processing by stem-loop binding and cleavage
Cellular component (GO): nuclear body; cytoplasmic U snRNP body
Molecular function (GO): U7 snRNA binding; histone pre-mRNA DCP binding
Source: RefSeq, a predicted model, not a curated record